AUGUCUGUUGUUUCCCUCUCCCUUUCAGAGACCCAUGUUUUUUCCAAGAAGCCGUGCUCGUCCCUCAAUCUACUUGUCGACUUAGGCGUCGAAGGAGACUGCCAUUGCGGCGAGACAGUCCAACACCGCUCGCGCCUUCAAAUCCGUCCUCCUCCCAAGAACCUCCGCCAAGUGCAUUUGAUGGACCUGGAAAUCCUACAAGAAUUCUCCGUCGAGCCAGCCGACUUGGGCGAGAACGUGACUACGCGAGGCCUAGGGUUGUUACAGAGGUCUACGGGUACGAAACUGCAUUUCUUACCACCGAAUACCAGUACUGGAUCCGGCACUGGAGCACUAGAUUCACUAUUGACGAAACACAACAUUGCGAAAAUCGAGGCGGAGGCCGAUCCAGGAAAUGCUACGGAACUCGAAACAACACAUCCCAUUCUCGUACUCACAGGUCUGCGCAAUCCCUGCCCACAGAUUCAGAAAUUUCGCACUGGACUGCAGGAAAAGUUCAUCGUUCGAGACGAGGAGCGGAAGAUUGUAGAGCGCAAAGCGGGCGUUAUGAGUGUCGUUGAAGUCGGUGGUGUAAUUGAAAUUGGGAUGCGCGUUGUUGUCGAAGAGCCUGCUGAUUUUAGAAAAUUGGAGGCCGUUUGA
Messenger RNA from Exophiala bonariae, 639 nucleotides. RefSeq lists its product as uncharacterized. NCBI's taxonomy places the organism in Eukaryota, Fungi, Ascomycota, Eurotiomycetes, Chaetothyriales, Herpotrichiellaceae. The transcript has a single exon. Gene Ontology annotation, molecular function: molybdenum ion binding; pyridoxal phosphate binding; catalytic activity. The record is from RefSeq and is a predicted model, not a curated record. The coding region runs from base 1 to 639 and encodes 212 amino acids.